Octodon degus (degu) is the source of this 3741-nucleotide messenger RNA. It is a transcript of the gene Cep41, whose product is annotated as centrosomal protein 41. The record is from RefSeq and is a predicted model, not a curated record. Gene Ontology annotation, biological process: protein polyglutamylation; cilium assembly. NCBI's taxonomy places the organism in Eukaryota, Metazoa, Chordata, Mammalia, Rodentia, Octodontidae. The transcript is spliced from 11 exons. Gene Ontology annotation, cellular component: ciliary basal body. Bases 499 to 1515 code for a protein of 338 amino acids.
UUUUUUUUUAAAGUUUGAUAUUCUUUCCUAAGGAACUAGGUAGUUGCUGUAGUACAAUUUUUAUUCAGAUAUUCAUGUAUUGAGUAUCAAUAAAUAAACUUGCCAUGUGCUAAAUUCUGGGUAAAUAUAAAUGUUAUUAUCCCUGUCUUCAAGUAAAUCCUAGACUAGGGAAGAUCUAGUUGUAUACAAUGGGACAGAGUGUUGGUCUAUACUCUAGAGAUACAGGGGAAGGAAGUGCCUAAUUCCACCAUCAGUAGCUGUACAGAAAAAAAAAAAAAAAAAUAGCUGUACAGAGAAAAUAAAUUCUACCCAAUCACAAGUUGAGGAAAAGCAUUCUAGGAAAACAUCUGCCAGGACUGGAGACAUUAAGGGAACAUUCCAGACCACUUGAGCAUUGGACCAUGUGCAGAAGAUGAAGCUGGAAAGUAUUUAACCAAAAGGAUACCACAGAACCCGAAAUAUCAGCAUGUCAAGUCAAGACUGGACACUGGUAACAGUAUGACGAAAUAUAUUGAGAAACUAGAAGAGAUUAAAAAAAAUUAUAGAUACAAAAAAGAUGAACUUUUCAAGAGACUGAAAGUUACCACUUUUGCACAGCUGGUCCUCCAAGUUGCUUCCCUAUCUGAUCAAACACUGGAAGUAACAGCUGAAGAGAUUCAAAGGCUGGAAGACAGUGAUUCUGCUCCUUCAGACCCCGACACUGAACUCACUGCCAGGACCAAUGGGAAAAGGAGCCCGGGUGAGCAGUCUCCCAGCCCUGUCCAGUUCAUCAACAGUGCGGGAGCAGGGGACUCCAGCCGCUCCACCCUGCAGAGCGUCAUCAGUGGUGUUGGGGAACUGGAUCUAGACAAAGGGCUUGUGAAGAAAGUAGAGCCCAACACCAAAGACAAACCUUAUCCUGACUGCCCCUUCCUGUUGCUAGAUGUGCGUGAUAAAGACUCUUACCAGCAGGGCCACAUUGUUGGAGCUUACAGUUACCCAAUUGCAACUCUAUCUAGAACAAUGAACCCCUAUUCCAAUGAUAUUCUUGAGUAUAAAAACGCCCACGGCAAGAUCAUCAUUGUGUAUGACGAGGACGAGAGACAGGCCAGCCAGGCAGCCACCACCAUGUGCGAGCGGGGCUUUGAGAACCUCUUCAUGCUUUCCGGGGGUCUAAAAGUCUUAGCUCAGAAAUUCCCAGAAGGACUGAUUACUGGUUCCCUGCCAGCAUCUUGCCAGCAGGCCCUUCCUCCUGGUUCUGCCCGGAAACGAUCCAGUCCCAAACUGCCACCCACACUAGCUGAGAACAAAUGGAGAUUUACCCCAGAAGACUUAAAAAAGAUAGAAUAUUACCUGGAAGAAGACCAGGGCCCUGCAGACAAUCCUAGCCGGCUGAACCAAACUAACUCUUCGGGAAGAGACUCCAAGGGACCUGGUGCCCGAAGCAGUCCGCACCUGCCUACUGGGGGCCCUGGCAGCCACUCCAACCCUCGCUCCCAGGGCAGUGGUCACCUACAAGGCAAACCAUGGAAGUAAAGACUUUUAGUCAAAUAAAUGUUUCCCCUCUUUUUGAAACCCCUGAGCAGUCCCCAGGUUGGUCAUUUUUGCACGUUGCUUUAGAGGAAAGACCACAGCUGUGGGAUAGGCCAUCUGCUUUCUCCAUGUUCAGCUCUUCUCCCUUUUGCCAGCCCAUCAAGGAUUUUGACAGAUGACCACAAAAUCCAGAGGCGUGACCAGCUCUAGUGUCCUUCUUAUUGUUUACAGAAUAUUUUAAGUCUUUUGAAACUGAAUAGGCAAAAAAAGAUACACCACCCACUUCAAAUGCAGCUGUUUACUCUCUAUCCAGUACUGAUUUGUAAGUUUUUCAGUCACAUCUGGGGGCAUAUUCUUCCCAAGCAGUUUUUUCAUUCACUAUGGAUUUCCUGAGAAAUUGUGCAGGUGGGCUUGGUGUGGGCCACUGUCUGCAGGGACAUAGAUGCAUCUUGGUCCCAGCCGCCAUACACCAGGCAGAACAGCUGCUGAGGCACCCUUUGCCUAACACGCUGCAGGCUCUGCAUGGAGAUUGGAAACAGUACCUGUGAGCAGGGCUCAGUCUUACAAUUGAGUAAAAAAGCUCUACAGCUCCUGAACAUGCCCCUUCAUUAAAUAGUUUUCUGGGGCCAGAAAGGUGUGUACUCAGCUGUCUUCAUCAUCAUCACAGGGAGGAGGGCCUCACACAGGGGCACCCUGGCCUGUGUUGAGAGCCCCUGCCGGUCUCCACAGCUGUCCCUCACUUGUGGCCAGUAUAGCAGUUGUAAAUUUCCAUUGCCUGCAUCAGGUCCAUCUGCAUUAAGUGGGUAGAAAUCGUGGCCACUUGAAAACAUUAGCUUCACUCAAGCAACUAGAAACACACAAGGUGAGGACUCAAGAGUCCUCUGUCAGGGCUGACAGCCCCUUAAGCCCUUGCUUAAAAAUACAGUAUUAGUCUAAUUGAGUAAUUAGUGCAAUUUCCUGCUUACUUUUCAUUCUCAUGACUGAGCUGUGAUUAGGAGGUUGUGAUUAUAGAUUCUGGUUUUGGCCGGGAUUUUGAAUCAGCAUUAAUUGAAUUGCUAGAUGACUGACAUUCUAUUUAAUUGGAGGAACAAAAGGCCUCAGGUAAGGAUGAGGAACUCUGAAAUCAUGCGAAAAGGAAAAGAGCCUUGUUAAUUUUUAUGGUCUGUGAUUGUGGCUGUGAUAAGGGACUAAGGAAUAAAUUGUGCUCUUUGUCAUGGCAACCAGCUUCUGAAAAGCCAACUGAAAAUUGCCUGUCCUUAGGUGGUUACUGCUGCUGGGUAAGAUUCACCUUAACAGUACUAUUUCUCACCACCAAAAGAAAAAAGAAAGGCACCACAGUAUUUCUAGUAUGGGGGCUAUGUUUGUACAAGAAAUAAACAUAAUAAAUGUCUCAUAGAAACAUAUGGAAAAAUAACUGAGAUUCAGCCCAGUUCUGCUUUAGAGUGUGUUUAUCCGUCUUUACUUGAUUGCCAAAGUGCAACAUUUUCCGAUGCUUUAGAAUCAAAUUAACCAGGGACAUUGUUCAGAUGUCAAGCCAUGCCCAGUUUUCCACAAGAUUCAAGAAUCUUGUAUAAAAUUCAGCCAACAUACACAUAGCUUUAAUAAAGAACCUUUCAUGUCCCAUAAAUUUAUUGCCUGAGAACUUAGUUCAGCCUUUUGCUACAGCCAGAAUGCGCUGGCUUUUAUUUUCUUUACACCAUAGGUUUAAAAAAUGCAGAAAUUUCCACACUUCUCUAGUGUGGACAAUGUUUAGCCAUCGUUGAUGUACAUACAUCUUUAAGACAGAAUGUUUCUCUCUGUAACAAUGUUCUGGUUAUGCCAUUUUAAAGUUGACUUGUCAGAUUAGAUUUCCCUGCCAGCUUCUGUUUUGAAAGUAGAGCCCCCUUUGUUCCUAUUCUGCAUUCCCAUCAUUACAGAUUAGUGUUCAAACUCCAGUCUGUAUGUGGAAAGUCAGUUCAGCCAAACCUACAAGAAUUGCUAUGUAUUUACUGGCGAGAUCUAGCAGGUUGAAUGUAUUUAUGUAUGUUCCCCCAUAGUGCUUUGCCCAGGCGGUAAGGAUUUUACAAUUCCAGAAGACCUGUUCUAAUUCCACAUUUUGUGUUAAAUGUCACUUUUCAUGCUCGAGGUAUUUCUUUCUUCUACUUUACUGGUUUCUUCAUUAGAUUAUUUGACAUGUGUUAUUUAAAUGAUUACUGAUACUUUGUGCAAUUAUGAAUGUUGAAGAUUAAA